Molecule: messenger RNA, 1297 nt
Organism: Paramormyrops kingsleyae
Lineage: Eukaryota; Metazoa; Chordata; Actinopteri; Osteoglossiformes; Mormyridae
Gene: mrps2
Product: mitochondrial ribosomal protein S2
Biological process (GO): translation
Cellular component (GO): ribosome; mitochondrial small ribosomal subunit
Molecular function (GO): structural constituent of ribosome
Source: RefSeq, a predicted model, not a curated record
CCACCAAUGACAUCAACUCCCGACAAGCCUUGCACUUAGAUCCGCUUGGGCCGGCGACUCGAGAAAGCAUGGCGACUGGAAAGCUUGUUAAAGUGUUUUGGAGGUUCGGCCGUCCAGCACAGCUAUCGGCAAGACUGUCCGACAUCCACGCUCAUGGUCGACUAUACGCGAGUGCGGCGGCCGCUCAGACUGUUCACAAUGACAUCCCAGGUGAAAAUCGAGUUCUCACUCAACCCCUCAGUCACCCGGACUUCUUCCGCCUGUCCGAACUAAUUUCCCUGAAGGAUUUAUUUGAGGCCAGGGUUCACCUCGGCCAUAAAAAAGGCUGCAGACAUAGGCUAAUGGAGCCUUAUCUGUUUGGCUGCCGGCUGGAUCAGGACAUUAUUGACCUGGAUCAGACUUUGGAGCUGCUGCAGCAAGCACUGAAUUUCACAGCGCACGUGGCGUACCGGGGGGGAGUGAUCCUCUUUGUCAGUCGACGCCGGCAGUUUUGUCACCUGGUUGAGAGCAUGGCGAGAGACUGUGGGGAGUAUGCUCACACACGCUUCUGGCGCGGCGGACUGCUCACUAACGCACCCAUCCAGUACGGCCCAGGCGUGCGUCUUCCUGACCUCAUCGUCUUCCUCUCCACCCUAAAUAAUGUCUUCCAGCAGCAUGUAGCUAUUCGCGAUGCAGCUAAGAUGAAUAUCCCCACUGUUGGGGUGGUGGACUCCAAUUGUAACCCCAGCCUAGUGACCUUCCCUAUCCCUGGCAAUGAUGACACUCCUUGUGCAGUGGAGCUCUACUGCAAGCUCUUCAAGAUGACCAUCAACCGCGCCAAGGACAAAAGGAGGCAGAUGAAUCUGCUACAUGGUUUCGUAAGCCCAGGCUCUGAAGAACCACGUUCCUAGAACAAGUAAAACAUUUUAUCACGUUUAUCAACAGCUACUCUGUCAUCAGGGAAGGAAUAUUUGCAAAUAACCAGGAUGUAAAACAACAUCCUCAUCUUAUUUUAUGUAGUUACAAAAAGGGUGUGCUUAUAUUUGUGUAAGCCAGAACGUUUGCUUCUAAAUUUCAAGGUUCCUAAAAUGCCUAUAACCAAUACCUUUUGUCUUUCAUGCCCCGUUAAAUUACAUGUGUUUUGCAUUUUAUUGGCAACUUUGACAUACUGCACAUAAUGUGGGCUUGUUUUAUUACCCAUUUAGAGUAUAUAUCUUCAAAAAAUUAUUAGUGACCUGCAUGCUGAUGUAAUGUCCUGAAUGAAAAAGUUUAUGUACACUUGUGUGUAGAACAAUAAAUACAUCUGGUUGAACUAAAA